AGAGGGGGCUCCCUGGGGCAGGAAACACGGAAACCUGGACUGCCUUUAAGAAACCACCGAUUCUUGUUCUCAAACUACACCAAAAACAUGACAGCGACUAUUAUUUCUCCCAUGUUCGAGUACGGUGAAGUCUCAGACAAGAACAAAAUGUUGGACUACAGCUACAACAGCAGACUCGGUGGAAUUCAAAUCACAUCUGUCCCAUGCAAUGACGACCUCUCCCCCUGCACCCCCACUGAGUCCCUGCUGAACAGGAGGACGGUGGGAGCCCCCUCUGCAGGGGGUCUGUUCCAACGCCGUCACUCAGUCAAUCUCUCCAGUGCAAAAUUCAGCCAGAACCAGUUCAUCAACAGGCUCAACGCGGAUCCCUCCGUGUUUUUGGGCGGCAGUAACAACAAGGAGAACCGCGUGUGCGAGAGGUCCUUCUCGGAGCUGGGGGACAGGCCCGGUAGCCUGGCGUGCGUGCUCGGAAGCGGCCAGGUCAACUCGAGCCGAUACAAGACGGAGCUGUGCAGACCCUUCAAAGAGCACGGCAUCUGUAAGUACGGCGACAAGUGCCAGUUCGCCCACGGCAUGCACGAGCUGCGAAACCUGAGCCGCCAUCCUAAGUAUAAGACUGAGCUGUGCCGCACCUUCCACACCAUCGGUUACUGUCCGUACGGACCUCGCUGCCACUUCAUACACAACGCAGACGAGUGCCGCGGACCCCCGCCCCUCGGCGCCUUCAACAAGAUGGAGCGCCCUCGGCUGCAGCACAGCUUCAGCUUCGCCGGCUUCCCCAGCGCCGAUGACCUCCAAAACAGCCCCACCUCUGUCACACCCCCACCCCUGUUCUCCACCGAGAACCUGACGGAGUGGCAGAGCAACCCUUUCACAUACUCCAGCCAGGAGUUCGCCAGCCUAUUCGGCCCCAGCCUGGGGUCCCCACCUUCGUCUGAACCUCAGGGACCAGCCCAUCCUUCAGUGAACCCCCCCUGCUUUUUCCAGGCCGCAUCAGAGAGCCCCCCCAGCCCCCCUGACUCUGUGUCUGACCAGGAGGGCUACCAGAGCAGCCAGGAUAGCCACAGCGGCUCUGAGUCUCCCCUCCUGGAUGCCUCCCGCCGCCUCCCCAUCUUCAGCACGCUCUCUGUCACUGAUGAUUAAGGUUUCCUCAUCACCUGGGCUUGAGAUGGAGUGAUGGGGUAAAAAGAUAGAGAGGAAGAUGGAGGCUUUUCUCCUCCCUUAUCUCCCUGCUCUUUCUCUUAGCCCUGUUUACAGGAGAAGCAAACCGCUCCGCAUUGUUGUAGCCACUGAGUCACAUCAGAAUAUUGAAUGCCUUAUGACGACAGUCUUUUACUUUAAAAGACAGCCCCUCCCCCCCAAUUCAGAUCAAGUCUCUUCAAUAUGAUGAACAGUUGGUAAACCCACACACUGGUGCCAUGGUGGAAUGAUUGUGAAAAGUAGCUCAGAGAUCAGAUUAACAUGGGUAGUCCCAGUGUGGUCAGAGUCUAUGUGAUCAUGUUUGUGUUCCAGUACAGACUGUCUGGACUGUACAGUUGCAGUAUUGUGUGGUGCCACACAUAUAUUAUUAUCAUAAUGAUGAUCAUUAUUAUUAUUAUUAUUAUUAUUAUUAUUAUUAUUAUUAUUAUUAUUAUUGCCUUUGCUGCAACCUUUACACCUCCCAUAGGUCUGUGACACAUCAGUGUUAAAGGCUGGGCACUGUAAAAUUGACAACAGAAAGUCUCGGUGGACAGUUAAAUUCUAAAUGUGCCUUUGAACUUUUUUUUAGGUGAAGGCCUCAUCUAUCUUUUCCUCUAAUCAUCAUGGGGGUUGUUUUCUUUGUUUUCUCAAGGCUUACUCACAGAUUGCCUUGCCUUCUGUCAGGCUGGAAUAACUGCUUCAUUGAGCUGGAGGCCAGUCACUCUCUAUUUGCUGCAGACCAUUUGAAAAAUCACAGCCAGCAUUGGGUUUUUGAAUAGAAACUAUCUUUUGAAUAGGACUCAAAAGCGGAGGUUGACUUGAAGGGAAUUUCACCCAAAAUUACAAGAACACGUUUUCAAACCUGUAGUGGUAUACUGUAGAAAUGUCUAUCCCAGUACAGUAGAGGUGAAUGGAAUGCAGUUUUUCCGACUCAUAAAUUCAGCGACAGCCUCUUUGGUGGGGAAAAGUAGUUUUGAAUGAAAAUUGUUCAUUAGAUUAUCCACACCAUCACUGACAAGUGGGUGUUGAUUUUUAUAAAAAAAAAUCAUACUUUCAAUACUACUAAAGAGAGAAAAUGUUUUCAUAAGUAAUUUUGGGUGAAAUGGCCCUUUAAGAAACUGCCAGCAGUAGGGAUGGGCAUUUGAAUAAAUUUCCUUGAUCGAUCAUCAGGAAAAUUAACGAUCAAUUAUCAAUUAAUCUUUCUUUUUUCUUAAAAAUGCCAUGAAUAUACAAAAUACAGUGUGUUUCUCCUCAAUGAAAUCUUUAUUCCAAUAAUUUAUAGUCCAACAACAAUCCUCUUAGACAAGAAAGUUAAAGUUCAACUGUUUAACUUAAACAAAAAGAUAAGCGGUGCUCUUUAAAGCAGCUUAGUCCGAGGCGCGGAGCCAAACCUCUUCACAUAUCAAUCGCUACGGCGCUCUUAAACACAAUUGAGCCUCUUUUAGGAACACUUCCAAAAAACAAUCAAAUCUAAAAACAACCUAAUCAAAAAACAGAAUAUUACUCAGGACUGACAGUUUUUGCCAAAAUAUAACGUUAAAGGACUCCAAAAUGCACCCAGCCGAGCCUCGAGAGAAAGAGGCAGAGUGAGUGAGAGAGAUAGUGUUACUUUACAAUUCUGCUUAUUUAACCAGAGCCUCAUAAAACAACAAGACUGACUCACCCAAAGGCUACAGUGGUAACUGUCCAUUCCUAAGAAAGUAAAGUAACUCCAGCCUACUGAUUCUUGUUGAUUAGCAUGUUAGCAUGCUCAGGGAUCAGUGAGCGCAGCCUUGUGACAGUCAGUCCAGCAGCUGAAAACAGCUGCUCUGAGGGGACCGGAGUAGCCGGGAAGGUCCCACGCCAAACUUUGCCAUGACCUCUUCUUUUAUGUUUCAUAUCUACGCUAGUAAGUAGCUGAGUCGUUUUCUCUGUCAAAUAUCGCCCCCUAUUGGUAAGAUAUCUCAUUGCUGCCACAUAGUGAAAUUCAUUGCAUUGCUUCAAGACUCACACUACGCAACACAACACAACCUCUAUUUGAUACCAGCGUUUGAUCAAUUAAAAUUUCACGUGAUUGACGAAAUUCUUACCGAUCAAUUAUCGAUCAUCGAUUAAUCAUGCCCAUCCCUAGCCAGCAGAUGAUGUUGAGCAGCAAUUGGUGGAUAUACCUUUUAACAAAUUUUAAAACUCUGCAGCAAGGUUUUUUCUAUAAAAUAAGAGUACUCCAGCCUUUUCUUUCCAACUCUCUCUUACACCAGUUCUCGGUCUGAAGUGACUCAGUCAGCUGUUUGAAAUCACAUCAGUAUAAGUGCCCCCCCCCCACCCCCGUUGAUUUCACGAUGUAUCACCAUGUUUUUUGUUAUUAUAAAUACCAUUAUUGUCUAGUUUAUUUUCCAAGGCCUUCAGAGUAAUGGCUUUGAGGUCACUGCUUAUUUAUCAAAAAUGUAUUUAUUGCUGAUCUUAAGCAUUUUUAUUUUAUAUUUAUCUGUUUAAUGAGACAACAGAAUAUAUAUUUUCUUUUAUGUUAAAUUAUGAUCUUCCAUAUUAAUUACAAGAUUGUGAAAACCUGUUUAUUAUACUGCAAUGACUUUUGUAACACUUGAUUCAGUGAUCUCUUUUUUUUUUUUUGAAAGUGAAUCCUAAUUUAAACAAUGCACAGAGGUUUAGCAUUUUUAUUUAUUGUGUGCUCCUCCCACAGUCUGAAGGCACAAACGGACUGGAAGUGUUUCCACAUCCCUACAAACUUUUCACUUUUCACUUGUGAAAUGUUGGAAAAGCUAAGAAUAGUAAUUAAUUGCAAACUAAUCAGGCAACUAAGCUAGUGUCAUACAUUGUUUAAUGUAUAAAUGUGCACAGGAUGCAGGUGGUGCUGAUAGUUCACACAGGGGCCCAUUUCCAGGCUUUUCAACCACAUUUGGAAAUUGCACUAAAGAGUUUGAGGAAAAUAAGAUGCAUUCUUGAGAUACAGAUAUCAAGAUCAACACAUGCCAUGACCUUAAACCCUCAUCCUUUCAGGAAUAGCAAUGUUACUGGAGAACAAUCCUCUACCGAGCAUCUGUAAGAUAUUGAUCAACUGGAUUUGAUCAAUUUCAAAGUGUUGUAUAAUCCCAAAAUGUUGAAAGAGUAUUUGUGUAGUAACCCGGUUUACAUCUCCACUUUAUGGAUAGCAGCUUAUUUCAUCCUCUUAGAAUGUACACCCAAUCAGAGAUACUCCCCUGAGUGUCUGAUUGGGAUGCAUUCUCAUUUGAUUAUCAAAGUCUAAUCAGUCUCAGUCAGUGAUUUAAGACAUUUUAAGCUUUCAUUUUGAAAGGAUAACCGCAGCUUGCCUUUCCCACAGUAUCACGCACAGACUUACAAGCACUUUGAGUCACAACGAUGAUGUAAAGGUUAGUUUUUGGCCACCUUUUUUCCCAUUAAGUGCCUAUAAAUACAUUCCAGGUUUCCCAAAUGUUGUGCCUUCAUAUUUUUCUAUAACUAGAGCGAUAAAAGCUUCAGAUGUAUUCCUGUAGUUUAGAGGUUAAAACAGGAAAAGCAACUGUUGAAUGUAUUCUCCAGCAGCCGUUGCUGUUCACUACAGUAAUUACUUUGUUCAUGGUUUAUUUUGUAAUGACAGAUUGCAGUUAAAACCAAUAAAACAUUUAUAUUGAAUGUGA
Scomber scombrus (Atlantic mackerel) is the source of this 4811-nucleotide messenger RNA. RefSeq names its product zinc finger protein 36, C3H type-like 1b (gene zfp36l1b). The coding region runs from base 88 to 1143 and encodes 351 amino acids. The transcript has 2 exons. The record is from RefSeq and is a predicted model, not a curated record. Gene Ontology annotation, molecular function: mRNA binding; metal ion binding. Lineage: Eukaryota; Metazoa; Chordata; Actinopteri; Scombriformes; Scombridae.